Molecule: messenger RNA, 2979 nt
Organism: Myotis davidii
Lineage: Eukaryota; Metazoa; Chordata; Mammalia; Chiroptera; Vespertilionidae
Gene: SLC25A24
Product: solute carrier family 25 (mitochondrial carrier; phosphate carrier), member 24
Exons: 9
Coding region: 1-1140 (379 amino acids)
Biological process (GO): transmembrane transport
Cellular component (GO): mitochondrial inner membrane
Molecular function (GO): ATP transmembrane transporter activity; calcium ion binding
Source: RefSeq, a predicted model, not a curated record
AUGUGCCAAGCAAAAAGAAAAAUCGAGGCUUCUGAAAUUGUCCAUUCUCUCCAGAUAUUAGGGUUAACUAUUUCUGAAAAACAAGCAGAGUCGAUUCUUAAAAGCAUUGACAGUGAUGGAACGAUGACAGUGGACUGGGAUGAAUGGAGGGACUACUUCUUACUUAAUCCUGUUACAGAUAUCGAGGAAAUUGUCCGUUUUUGGAAACAUUCCACUGGUAUUGACAUAGGAGAUAGUUUAACUAUCCCGGAUGAAUUCACAGAAGAUGAAAAAAUGUCGGGACAGUGGUGGAGGCAGCUUCUGGCGGGAGGCAUUGCUGGCGCCGUCUCCCGUACAAGCACCGCGCCCUUGGACCGUCUCAAAGUCAUGAUGCAGGUCCAUGGUUCAAAAUCCGACAAAAUGGACAUAUAUGGUGGCCUCCGGCAGAUGGUGAAAGAAGGAGGGAUCCGCUCCCUUUGGAGAGGAAACGGCACAAAUGUUCUUAAAAUUGCCCCGGAGACGGCUCUCAAGUUCUCAGCAUAUGAACAGUACAAGAAGAUGCUUACUUGGGAAGGACAAAAAUUAGGGACCUUUGAGAGAUUUGUUUCUGGUUCCAUGGCCGGAGCAACUGCACAGACGUUUAUUUAUCCUAUGGAGGUUCUGAAAACCAGGCUGGCCGUGGGCAGAACCGGGCAGUACUCCGGCCUGUUCGAUUGUGCCAAGAAGAUUUUGAAACACGAAGGCAUGGGAGCUUUCUUCAAAGGUUAUACUCCCAAUAUACUAGGCAUCAUACCUUACGCAGGCAUAGACCUUGCUGUGUAUGAGCUCUUGAAGUCCCAUUGGCUGGAUCAUUUUGCCAAAGACACGGUGAACCCCGGAGUGGCUGUGUUGCUGGGGUGUGGCGCCUUGUCCAGCACCUGCGGGCAGCUGGCCAGCUACCCGCUGUCUUUGGUGAGAACACGCAUGCAGGCUCAAGCCAUGAUGGAAGGAAGCCCACAGCUGACCAUGGUUGGCCUCUUCCGACGAAUCAUUUCCAAAGAGGGGGUACCGGGACUUUACAGAGGCAUCACCCCAAACUUCAUGAAGGUGCUCCCGGCUGUAGGCAUCAGCUAUGUGGUUUAUGAAAAUAUGAAACAAACUUUAGGAGUCAUCCAGAAAUGACAUGUUGAACUUUUUUUUUUUUUUUUUUUUUUUUUUUUUUUUUUUGCUUUAGCACAAUUACACGGAAAUUCUCAAUAAUAUCUAGAGGGACUUUUUCUCCUAGAAUUGCAAGUCGAUGGCAAAAGAAGUAUUUUUUUCACAAACGGGAAGAGCUUAUCAAUGAUCAUUUAAGCAUCUGGGCUCAAUUUUCUAUAUACAGAAAUGUUUUAAAAAAUCAUAGUUUUGAUAAGCUCAUCCAAUUUUGAAAAAUGCCAGAAAACUGAAUUUUCUCUCUUCUUCUUAAUCCUUUCUACAAAUCCCUGCCCUGAGUCCUCAAUCUGAAACACGAACCUGCUUGAACUAAAUCUGUCUUGUGUGGUGGAAUCAUAGAUCAUCCAUCUUUAUUUUUGGAUGGUUCAGGUUUAUGCCAGCUUUAUACUUGUCUUUUUCUUAAACGCAAGAUGAUCAGAAAACCUCAACACUUAAACUGUUUUAUAUAUUUUGAGUGUCUUUGUAGACUUCUUAACAUUUCCUUGUAGGCCUGUUAAUAGAAGUCAUUGGGUUUCUGUCCUUACCUUCCUUUAAGUGAGUAAGAAUGGACAUAAGUGGCUGGACUAUUGCUAUCAUUUUUGUAAAGGAGUGAUGAGAUAAUACUUACUCUGCGGGCCUUUUUCUCUUUUCCUUGCACUGUGAUUUGGUUCCUGAGAGGACAUACUGUCAGCUUAUUGCCGUUACGUUAUCAACACAAGGCACCUUAUUUGAAGGGUUCUGUUUAUAUUCUGUCUUGGCUUUGAAAAGUACCAGGAAACAAAACAUUUUUAUGGAGAUCAGCUUCUGAAGAGCAUCUCUCUCUUUUUCGUCCUUUGUUUCCUACUUGAAUCAGAUUUCCCUGGGACGGUCUCUGGGAACCGUUCUUGGUUAUCUGAAAUGUCUUCAUUACACGAAGUGGGUUGAUCCCGGGUGACAUUCCCUGUCCUCCCUCCCUGUUGAGUUUCUUUGAACCUGCAAUUCUCCACAUGGGCAGCACAAACCUAAGGGAAUAGUACAUAACAGUAGUAGCAAAUAUCUUCUAUAUUAGGUACUUAUAUUUAAACAAAAGGCCCAAUUUAUGAACAUACACAUUCAUAAUCUCUCUUGCCCCAAGUUUUAGAACAUGUUAUGAUAUAGAAAACUUAAUUUUUAAUAUUGAUAGCAUGUUUUUAUUAGAGCUAUUCUUUUUGUAGUUAACUAUCUUUUCUGACUUAUGUGAUUAGGAGUUAGAAUAACAUUAGUUGAAGUUAUUCUUACCAUUUUUUAAAAUUUAGUUUCUAAACUUGUUUGAUUUCUAGUAAUUGCUGUUAUAAAUUGUCAACAUUUUAGUGAAAAUUUAGCGACAUAAUAGGCAUUUACUUUCUUUGAAUCUACCUCUUGUAUUUUAUGAACCAAAGAGAAACGUUGGACUUGUCUUUUUGAAACAUUUCCAAAAUAUAGUUUUCAUUAUAUGAGUUAUGACUGAUACAUGUCUCAGUAUUUUUAUAAUACAUAUAAGCAUGGGACUCUAUCUUUUGCGUGGUUUGUUCUUUGGAGUAAUACAUAAAUUAUAGUAAGGUACAUGAUUAGCUCUUUUAUACUCAUAAAAAAUUAUGGAAUGGACAACUGACAUUUCAAGCUACUGAAAAAUUAUUGUUCAUUAUGAAUUUAAAUUGUGUGCUAUUUAACAUUUGUAAGGAGUGAAUGUGAUUUAUCUGUGCAUCUUGUAUCUUUUGAAACAAUGAUCUUGUAUCUUUUGAAAAGAGCCCGGAGUUGAAGAUAGAUUAUUUCUGGCAUUGGUGAAUAUUUACUUUCCAUUUAUAUUAAAAAAAUAUGUAUUUGUUUUUAAAA